Molecule: messenger RNA, 2959 nt
Organism: Musa acuminata AAA Group (dessert banana)
Lineage: Eukaryota; Viridiplantae; Streptophyta; Magnoliopsida; Zingiberales; Musaceae
Product: U-box domain-containing protein 4-like
Exons: 5
Coding region: 174-2735 (853 amino acids)
Biological process (GO): protein ubiquitination
Molecular function (GO): ubiquitin-protein transferase activity; protein binding
Source: RefSeq, a predicted model, not a curated record
UCUCCUGCUUCACCUCUCCCUCCUCUUCCCCCUCUUCUCCGCAGCCGGACCCAGGCCGGAUCUGUGCUGAUCUCCCCCCUCCCUUAGAUUUCCCCUUUCUUCCGCUCGCCUCUCCCUCCCUCCUCGAAUAGAGCCUCAGAUCCGCAAACAAACAUUUCUUCCAUUCGAUCCACAUGCUUGCCCUUCUUCAGAUUGGCACAGUUACUUCUGUGAUAUCAUGCUUGGAUUCAGGACAUGGUACAAUGGAAAUAUUACUGCUGAAGGCACUGCUUGAUAGCAUCACAAAGUUUGGUCAUGUAUCUUCUAGCAGCAAUGUAAAGCCUGCGCUGGUUCAAAAAUACUGUCAAAUAAUUGAUCAGAUCCUCGAGCAUUUCAAAUCUGUGUGUGAUGAAAUUGCUGCUUCUGAGAUAUCAUUGGAUGAACAGUUGGUCAAGGGGCUGGGAGAACUAGAUGCUUUAGCCAAUGAAGCUAGGGAACUUGUUAUGAGCUGGUAUCCAAUGAUGAGUAAAAUCUAUUUUGUUCUGCAAAUAGAAACAAUUGUUAUGAAGAUUUGUACAUCUGCUUUCAGAAUAUGUCAACUGGUUACUUCUCUGCUUCAAUCUCCAAUAGAUAGUGCCACUGCAAAAUGCAUAGAGGAAAUUGAAUACAUGAAUAAGGAACAGAUAUCUGUUAUCAUUGAAAAAGCCAUAAGAGAUCAAACAGAAAAAGAUAUGCCUAGAUCUGAGCAUUUGGAUAUGAUUUCAAACUCUUUGAGCUUGUCAUCUAAUCAAGAAUUGCUUGCGGAGGUUGUUGCACUCGAGAAACUUAAAGUGGAGGUUGGCUGCAGUGAGAACCAGGCAGAAAUGGAGAACAUUGAUCACAUGAUUGCCCUUAUCACUUAUAUGCAUGAUUGCCUUGUUAAAGUAAAGCAGUUGCAUAGUAUUAAUGGUGUGCCUAUUCCUGCUGACUUCUGCUGCCCACUUUCAUUAGAACUGAUGUCUGACCCAGUAAUUGUGGCUUCCGGUCAAACAUAUGAGCGGGCUUUCAUCUGGAAAUGGCUUGAUCAAGGUUUCAAUGUUUGUCCUAGGACCCGUCAGACACUUGGGCACACCAAUUUGAUUCCAAAUUAUACUGUUAAAGCGUUAAUUGCUAACUGGUGUGAGUCGAACAACAUUAAGCUUCCUGAUCCAAUGAAGUCCACGAGUUUGAAUCUUCAUUCUUCUUUCCUUAAGCCCACAGAUGCAAAUAUAAAUGACUUUGUAACUCAUUCUGCGCAUGCCACAAGAAACCAUUCAAGGUCUUCAGAAUCUCAUGCGAGAUUGGUGACUUCACAAAGUGACUUGCAUGCCUCCAAUGGGGUGCACCAAGCGACUUAUCUAAAUGAGAAGCCUGUAUCUUCUCCACAUCAUUCUUCCUCUGGGUCAUUGCCUGUGCAAAUUGCAAAUGGAUCUGAGGCAAAUGUUCCAAGAUUGUCUCUAGAAAGUGCUGAAGGCAACAACGAAUCUAGCAUGGAUCAGAGGCUUGUGAGUUCCAGCAACCAAACUGUCAACCAACCAAAACAGGAUUCAGAGCCCUUUUCAGCUGCUGAGCAAUUUCCAGGACAUAACUGGACUGACUCUGCUUCACUGGCCGUUUCAAGUAUUAACCAUCUUCAAGGACCUGAGGAUGCUAAUUUGGUUUCACGGGUUUCAAGUGAUCUGACACAUUGCAGCAGUGAUGCCAUGGGAGAAAUUGCACAGGACAGUGCCUCCUCCACUUCCCAAAGAGAAUCUGAGUUCCCAUCAGCAUUGGAGGAUGCUCGUUUUAGAAGCCAAAGUCUUUGGCGACGACCAUCUGCGCCUCGUAUCAUUUCUUCUCAGUUCAUGGAUUCUAGGCCUGAUAUAUCAGGUGUUGAAGCUCAAGUUCGUAAGCUGAUUGAGGAUUUGAAGAGUGAAUCCCUGGAUCUGCAGAUAACCGCCACAGCAGAACUGCGCCUUCUUGCCAAACACAACAUGGAAAACAGGAUUGUGAUUGCAAACUGUGGAGUUAUUAGCUUGUUGGUUGACCUGCUUCAUUCAACAGAGUCCAAGAUUCAAGAAAAUGCUGUAACAGCCCUUUUAAAUUUGUCAAUAAAUGACAACAAUAAGAUUGCCAUUGCAAAUGCUGGUGCAGUAGAUCCUCUGAUUUAUGUGCUUGAGACAGGCAACUCUGAGGCAAAAGAGAAUUCGGCAGCAACAUUAUUUAGCCUUUCAGUAAUUGAAGAAAAUAAGGUUCGCAUUGGCCGGUCUCGUGCUAUCAAACCAUUGGUAGAAUUAUUAGCAAAUGGGACUCCUCGAGGAAAGAAAGAUGCAGCAACAGCAUUAUUUAAUCUGUCAAUAUUUCAUGAAAACAAGUUACGGAUUGUGCAGGCUGGAGCUGUGAGACACUUAGUGGAACUGAUGGAUCCAGCAGCUGGUAUGGUUGACAAGGCUGUGGCUGUUUUGGCAAACCUUGCAACAAUACCAGAAGGGAGAAAUGCGAUUGGUCAAGCUGGUGGCAUCCCAGUACUUGUGGAGGUUGUUGAAUUGGGGUCUGCACGAGGAAAAGAAAAUGCUGCUGCAGCUUUGCUUCAGUUAUGUACGAAUAGUGGUAGAUUUUGUAGUCUAGUUCUUCAAGAAGGUGCUGUGCCCCCACUGGUAGCGUUGUCACAGUCUGGCACUCCACGAGCUAAAGAGAAGGCUCAGGCUCUUCUAAGCUAUUUCCGAAACCAACGGCAUGGUGGUGCUGGGAGGAGAUGAUCACCUAGGUUUAGGUUUCUCAGUUCUAUGUAAUUAUCACGACUGUCGUCAGAGUUUCCUAGCAUUUUGAUGCGUUGAAGAUUUGUCGGGUUGUUUUCCUGUAUAAAAAAAAAAGACUGAUCUGUACAGCGUUCCUCGGCGUCAGUUGAUUCUUUUCUCGUUGCAGUAUUGCUGUCUGUACGGGUUUAUUUCAUGUAUCACAUAUAGUGAUCUCUUUUCUGUAA